AUGCUAAUUGAUACGUUUAUCCUUGUUUUUCUAGUGACGUGCAGUUUUCGAGGAUCUGUUCCUCAAGGGUUGGUCUUAGAAAUAGGAGAAACGGUCCAGAUUCUUGAAAAAUGCGAAGGUUGGUACAGAGGAGUUUCAACAAAGAAGCCAAAUGUAAAGGGGAUCUUUCCUGCAAAUUACAUUCACUUAAAAAAGGCAAUUGUCAGUAAUAGGGGGCAGUAUGAAACUGUGGUUCCUCUUGAAGAUUCCGUUGUGACUGAGGUUACAGCAACUCUACAAGAAUGGGCCAGUCUGUGGAAACAACUCUAUGUGAAACACAAAGUAGAUCUUUUCUACAAACUGCGCCAUGUGAUGAAUGAACUUAUUGACCUUCGAAGGCAGCUACUGUCUGGUCACCUGACUCAGGACCAGGUGCGGGAGGUUAAGCGGCACAUCACCGUGCGCCUGGACUGGGGGAACGAGCAUUUGGGCCUGGACCUGGUGCCUCGGAAGGACUUUGAGGUAGUGGAUUCGGACCAGAUCAGUGUCUCUGAUCUCUACAAAAUGCAUUUGUCCAGCCGGCAGAGCGUACAGCAAAGCACGUCCCAGGUAGACACAAUGCGCCCACGUCACGGGGAAGCCUGCCGGAUGCCAGUGCCCCAUCACUUUUUCCUCAGCCUGAAGAGUUUCACCUACAACACCAUUGGGGAAGACACCGACGUCUUCUUUUCCUUGUACGACACGAGGGAAGGCAAGCAGAUCAGUGAGCGGUUUCUGGUGAGACUGAACAAGAAUGGUGGGCCAAGGAACCCAGAGAAGAUAGAACGAAUGUGUGCCCUUUUUACAGAUCUGAGCAGCAAAGAUAUGAAGAGAGAUUUGUAUAUAGUUGCCCAUGUGAUACGAAUAGGCCGGAUGCUCCUGAAUGACUCGAAGAAGGGCCCUGCUCACCUGCACUACCGGCGACCAUACGGCUGUGCGGUCCUAAGCAUCCUGGACGUCCUACAGUCGCUCACAGAAUUAAAGGAAGAAAAGGAUUUUGUUCUUAAGGUUUACACGUGCAACAACGAGGGGGAGUGGUCGCAGAUCCACGAGAACAUCAUCCGCAAGUCCAGCGCCAAGUACUCCGCCCCCAGUGCCAGCCACGGCCUUAUCAUUUCUCUUCAGCUUCUUCGCGGAGACAUGGAACAGAUACGGAGAGAAAACCCCAUGAUAUUUAACAGGGGAUUGGCAAUUACAAGGAAAUUGGGAUUUCCUGAUGUCAUCAUGCCAGGCGACAUCCGCAAUGACCUGUACCUAACCCUGGAGAAGGGGGAUUUCGAGCGAGGGGGAAAGAGAGUGCAAAAGAAUAUUGAAGUGACCAUGUACGUGCUUUAUGCAGAUGGAGAAAUCUUGAAGGAUUGCAUCAGCUUGGGUUCUGGAGAGCCAAACAGAAGCUCCUACCACUCGUUCGUCCUCUACCACAAUAACAGUCCUCGCUGGGGAGAGAUCGUCAAACUGCCCAUCCCCAUCGACCGCUUCCGCGGCUCCCACCUGCGCUUCGAGUUCAGACACUGUUCCACGAAGGACAAAGGGGAGAAGAAGCUGCUCGGCUUUGCCUUCUCGCCCCUGAUGCGGGAUGACGGGACCACGCUCUCCGAUGACAUCCACGAGCUCUACGUGUACAAGUGUGAUGAGAACAGCACGUUUAACAACCACGCCCUGUACCUGGGCCUGCCCUGCUGCAAAGAGGACUACAGCGGCUGCCCUAACAUCCCCUCCAGCCUCAUCUUCCAGCGCAGCACCAAGGAGUCUUUCUUCAUCUCCACGCAGCUCUCCUCCACCAAGCUCACCCAGAACGUGGACCUCCUUGCUCUGCUGAAGUGGAAGGCCUUUCCAGACAGGAUCAUGGACAUCCUGGGGCGGCUGCGGCACGUCAGCGGAGAGGAGAUCGUCAAGUUUCUGCAGGACAUCUUAGACACACUCUUUGUGAUUUUGGAUGACAACACAGAGAAGUACGGCCUGUUGGUGUUCCAGUCUCUGGUGUUCAUCAUCAACCUACUCAGAGACAUCAAGUAUUUCCACUUCCGGCCUGUCAUGGACACGUACAUCCAGAAGCACUUUGCUGGAGCCUUGGCAUACAAGGAGCUCAUCCGCUGUUUGAAGUGGUACAUGGACUGCUCGGCAGAACUGAUUCGGCAGGACCACAUCCAGGAAGCCAUGCGGGCCUUGGAGUACCUCUUCAAGUUCAUCGUGCAGUCCAGGAUCCUGUACUCGAGAGCCACGUGUGGGAUGGAAGAGGAGCAGUUCCGGGCCAGCAUCCAAGACCUUUUCCACUCCAUCCGCUUUGUUCUCAGCCUGGACAGCAGGAACUCAGAGACACUCCUGUUCACUCAGGCCGCACUCCUCAAUUCCUUCCCCACCAUUUUUGACGAGCUGCUGCAAAUGUUCACCGUGCAGGAGGUGGCAGAGUUUGUGAGAGGGACCCUGGGGAGCAUGCCCAGCACUGUGCACAUCGGGCAGUCAAUGGAUGUGGUGAAGCUGCAGUCCAUCGCCAGGACUGUGGACAGCCGCCUGUUUUCUUUCUCAGAGUCCCGCCGCAUCCUGCUCCCUGUGGUUCUGCAUCACAUCCACCUUCACCUGCGGCAGCAGAAAGAGCUGCUCAUCUGCUCAGGGAUUCUCGGCAGCAUCUUCUCCAUCGUCAAGACCAGCUCUCUGGAGGCGGACGUCAUGGAGGAGGUAGAGAUGAUGGUGGAGAGCCUCCUGGACGUGCUCUUGCAGACUCUGCUCACCAUCAUGAGCAAAUCGCACGCUCAGGAGGCGGUAAGAGGGCAGCGGUGCCCGCAGUGCACAGCCGAGAUCACUGGUGAGUAUGUGUCCUGCCUUCUCUCGCUGCUCCGCCAGAUGUGCGACACCCACUACCAGCACCUCCUGGACAACUUCCAGAGCAAAGAUGAGCUCAAGAGUUUUCUUUUAAGUGUUGUGGGCAUUUUCCGGAACCUGAUGAAGAUGAGCGUCUUUCCUCGGGACUGGAUGGUGAUGAGACUUCUCACAAGCAACGUCAUAGUCACCACUGUGCAGUACCUGUCCUCCGCCCUGCACAAGAACUUCACAGAGACGGACUUCGACUUCAAGGUGUGGAAUUCUUAUUUUAGCCUGGCAGUUCUGUUCAUAAACCAGCCAAGCCUCCAACUAGAAAUCAUCACUUCAGCCAAGAGGAAGAAGAUUCUAGAUAAGUAUGGGGACAUGCGUGUGAUGAUGGCUUAUGAACUGUUCAGCAUGUGGCAGAAUUUGGGUGAACAUAAGAUCCACUUUAUCCCGGGAAUGAUUGGUCCUUUUCUGGGUGUGACGCUGGUCCCGCAGCCAGAAGUGCGGAAUAUCAUGAUUCCCAUCUUUCAUGACAUGAUGGACUGGGAGCAGAGGAAAAAUGGCAACUUCAAGCAGGUGGAGUCCGAGCUGAUCGACAAGCUGGACAGCAUGGUGUCGGAAGGGAAAGGUGACGAGAGCUACAGGGAGCUCUUCGGCCUGCUCCUGCUGGAGAAGAUUGAACAGGAAACAUGGCGCGAGACCGGCAUUUCCUUCGUGACCUCAGUCACGCGCCUCAUGGAGCGCCUUCUGGACUACAGGGACUGCAUGAAAGGAGAGGAGACGGAGAACAAGAAGGUCGGCUGCACGGUGAACCUGAUGAACUUCUACAAGUCGGAGAUUAACAAAGAAGAGAUGUAUAUUCGCUACAUCCAUAAGCUUUGUGACAUGCAUUUGCAGGCGGAGAACUACACAGAGGCUGCGUUCACUCUGCUCCUGUACUGCGAGCUGCUGCAGUGGGAGGAGCGGCCGCUGAGGGAGUUCCUCCACUACCCGUCGCAGAGCGAGUGGCAGCGGAAGGAGGGGCUGUGCCGGAAGAUCAUCCACUACUUCAGCAAGGGCAAGAGCUGGGAGUUUGGCAUCCCUCUGUGCCGGGAGCUGGCGUGUCAGUACGAGAGCCUCUACGACUAUCAGAGCCUCAGCUGGAUCCGGAAGAUGGAAGCCGGCUGCUACGACAGCAUCAUGGAGCAGCAGCGCCUGGAGCCUGAGUUCUUCCGCGUGGGCUUCUACGGCCGGAAGUUCCCCUUCUUCCUCCGGAAUAAAGAAUACGUGUGCCGUGGCCACGACUACGAGAGGCUGGAGGCCUUCCAGCAGAGGAUGCUCAGCGAGUUCCCGCAGGCCGUCGCCAUGCAGCACCCCAACCACCCCGACGACACCAUCCUGCAGUGCGAUGCCCAGUACUUGCAGAUCUAUGCGGUGACGCCCAUUCCAGAUUGCGUGGAUGUCCUGCAGAUGGACAGGGUCCCGGAUCGCGUCAAGAGCUUCUACCGCGUCAAUAAUGUGCGGAAGUUCCGGUACGACAGGCCUUUCCACAAGGGCCCCAAGGACAAGGAGAACGAAUUCAAGAGCCUGUGGAUCGAGCGCACCACGCUGACCCUGACCCACAGCUUGCCUGGCAUCUCUCGGUGGUUCGAGGUGGAGAGGCGGGAACUGGUGGAGGUGAGCCCCCUGGAGAAUGCCAUCCAGGUGGUGGAGAACAAGAACCAGGAGCUGCGGGCCCUGAUCGGCCAGUACCAGCACAAGCAGGUGCACGGCAACGUCAGCCUGCUCAGCAUGUGCCUGAACGGCGUCAUCGACGCUGCGGUCAAUGGAGGCAUCGCGCGCUACCAGGAGGCCUUCUUUGAUAAAGAUUACAUCACCAAGCACCCCGGGGAUGCUGAGAAGAUCGCCCAGCUCAAGGAGCUCAUGCAGGAACAGGUUCACAUCCUUGGAGUCGGGCUGGCAGUUCACGAGAAGUUUGUGCACCCGGAAAUGCGCCCUCUGCACAAGAAGCUGAUCGAUCAGUUCCAGAUGAUGCGGGCCAGUCUCUACCAUGAGUUUCCGGGUUUGGACAAACCAAGUCCUUCAUGCUCAGGCAGCAGCACCCCGCGGGGCAGUGUCCUCGCAUCCCACAGCCCCAUGAGCCCCGAGAGCCUCAAGAUGACCCACCGGCACAGCCCCAUGAACCUGAUGGGCACAGGUCGCCAUUCCUCCUCCUCGCUCUCCUCACACGCAUCUAGUGAAGCGGGAAACGCGGUGAUGCUGGGCGACGGCUCCAUGGGCGAGGCCCCCGAGGACCUGUACCACCACAUGCAGCUCACGUCUCCCAACCCCAGGUACCAGGGCUCAGUCACCAACGUGUCUGUUCUGUCCUCGUCCCAGGCAAGCCCUUCCUCCUCCAGCCUGAGCUCCACUCACUCAGCACCAUCCCAGAUGAUUGCCUCUGCCCCCUCCAGUGCCCGAGGCUCUCCCUCUCUGCCAGAUAAGUACCGCCACGCCCGGGAAAUGAUGCUGCUGCUGCCCACGCACCGGGACCGCCCGAGCAGCGCCAUGUACCCAGCAGCCGUCCUGGAGAAUGGACAGCUGCCAAGUUUCCAGCCAACCCUGUUCCAUCAAGUGAUCGGAGCCUGCAAGCCCUGCAGCGACCCCAAUCUGUCUGUGGCUGAAAAAGCGGUGCCCGCAGCCCCCAGCAGCUGGAGCCUGGAUAGCGGAGCCCGAGAGGCCCAGCCCUUCCUGUCUGCCCACAUGGGGCGCAUCCUCGUGCCCCCAGUGCCUCCCCGAAGCCUGCUGCAUGGUCAUUACUCCCUACACUUUGACACCUUCCACCACCCACUGGGUGACACCCCCCCGGCCCUCCCUGCCCGGACCCUGCGCAAGUCUCCUCUCCACCCUAUCCCAGCCUCCCCCACCAGCCCACAGUCGGGCCUGGACGGCAGCAACUCUACACUGUCCGGCAGCGCCAGCAGUGGCGUGUCCUCCUUGAGCGAGAGUAACUUUGGGCACCCCUCAGAGGCUCCGCCUCGAACCGACACCAUGGACUCCAUGCCCAGCCAGGCCUGGCAUGCCGAUGAAGACCUUGAUCCGCCCUACCUCCCUGUUCACUACAGCCUCUCUGAGUCGGCCGUCCUGGACUCCAUCAAGGCCCAGCCAUGCCGAAGCCACUCAGCCCCGGGGUGUGUCCUCCCUCAGGACCCCAUGGACCCGCCUGCGCUGCCUCCCAAACCCUACCACCCCCGCCUGCCGGCCCUGGAGCAUGACGAAGGUGUGCUGCUGCGCGAAGAGGCCGAUAGGCCUCGGGGCCUGCACCGCAAGGCCUCACUGCCUCCUGGGAGCAUCAAGGAAGAGCAGGCCCGCCUGGCCUGGGAGCAUGGCCGCGGGGAGCAGUGA
Myotis davidii is the source of this 6186-nucleotide messenger RNA. RefSeq names its product dedicator of cytokinesis 3 (gene DOCK3). The coding region runs from base 1 to 6186 and encodes 2061 amino acids. The record is from RefSeq and is a predicted model, not a curated record. The transcript has 53 exons. Gene Ontology annotation, cellular component: cytoplasm; plasma membrane. Gene Ontology annotation, molecular function: small GTPase binding; guanyl-nucleotide exchange factor activity. NCBI's taxonomy places the organism in Eukaryota, Metazoa, Chordata, Mammalia, Chiroptera, Vespertilionidae. Gene Ontology annotation, biological process: small GTPase-mediated signal transduction.